AUGAUCUGUACACGAUUCGGCAGAGAGAAAAGGACCCCUAGGGAAUACGCUGCACGCUUCAAUCAUGAAUACUCGAGGUGUCCGGAAACGAACGAAAAGGCAGCCUACGGUGCCUUCAAGAGUGGCCUUCGGUCCUCACAGUUUCGGUACCUUGUGCACAGUAGCAACUGCCGCACCUACGACGAACUGAUAAAGCAAGCAGCAAUCCACGCCAAGGCUGAGUAUUUCAACUCCAAGUCCGGGCCUUCGGCUCGGCAGGAGGAACCAGCAUUGAAAGGCUAUCCCGGGCAAGGAUCACCGUAUGCCCCUAGAAGAACUGACGAAUCCUCGGAGGGCACAAAUGGAAAGACGACCGUGAUAAUCGACAGGGAAGUUCAAAGAAAGGACGAGGAAAAUACGGUCGGAAUGACCACCGCGCUCCCCUACCUAAUCACGAUUGCACUCAAGAAGUCUUUACCCCGCUAA
Molecule: messenger RNA, 465 nt
Organism: Prunus armeniaca (apricot)
Lineage: Eukaryota; Viridiplantae; Streptophyta; Magnoliopsida; Rosales; Rosaceae
Source: the annotation of a GenBank genome assembly